AUGGAGGAAUACGAAAUCCUGGAAAUAUACAGAGAAAUAUCGUCGAAAAGCACCUACGACUUCAAGAUGUUUUUAUUUGACGGAAAAAGCAUUUCUGUUAAGAGAGUUUCUGACAAGAUGAAGGCCAGAGUAAGAAAAGGGAUGUGUUACAAACAUGACUGGAUCAAGGCUGAGGAGCAUGAGGACGGGAUAACCUUUGAGAUUAUUGAGCCAAGGGCCUAUUCUUAUAUAUCUCUUCAUGGAAGAGAGUUUAAUUCCGAUACCUAUCUUACCAUAAGAAAAAGCGAAAAGAUCAUAGCCUCAGAGGAGGAGGCUGGUGCGGAACACAGUCGUAGACCCGAUAAUUUCCACACCGCUCCAAAAGAGUUUCCUAAAAGAAUUCUUCUUCCGUUCCUGAAUGACACACUCCCCUACAGCUCCCUUGAAGUUCCAACCAUCAAAGGCAACCUUGUUCGUGGCGAUAACCAUAAACCUGGUGAGCUCUAUUUGGCAGGUUCCUACAAAUAUAUCACUGUGGAUAAGUGGUAUGGAAGUUCCUGCCAGACCCCUAUAAUCGGAAGGGUUGGAUAUAAAACUAGGAUGAGUUCUGUGACUUACACCAGAAAGUAUCCCUACUAUUUUCUCAUUCUUCUAACCUCUUCAAGACACCUCCUCAAGGUGUUUGUCUGGGGAGAAGACCUCCCGUAUUCUUCGAUGAGGGUUGGGGAUGCAAUAGGCCUGGCCAAGUACAGGGAAAAGCCCGUUAUAGAAGGCCCUCCUGUUGUGGAACAUAAUAGGUUUACGGAAGCUCGAUACUUUCGCUGCAAGGAGGUUAGUGCCAAAGAGAUAUUCAGGAUUGAGCUGGAGAAGUAUGAAGAGAUGCCAGAGCCCAUCUUUACUGAGGCGUUUGGAAAGGUGGAGUAUCUAAGCGUUCUGAACAGGAGAAGUGCGGGGUAUCUUGAGGAAUACUAUCUGAUUCGAAUGGGAAGGUGUAGAGUUCUUCUGUUCUACAACUCGUCGAAGGAAUUUCAUGAAAUAGAGGUGGGCAAGUAUGUGAGAAUCACCAACCUAAGGGCUUCAAAGUGCAGAAGGUCAGAGUUUCAUAUUUCAACAAUUUAUACGCAGAUAGAGUUCAAAGAUAGCGCAGCCUCGCGUCCGUCUCCAGGGGCUGUGGUUUCUCCGAAAAGAAGAUCCUAUGGCAACGAAGAAAGGGCCAAGAGAAGGAGCUACAUGGCAAUCAACUUUGAGGAGUCCGAUGAUAAAGACGCUUUUCUGGAAGAAGUUGAAGAACCCUCACAGGGCAACCUUAUCUUUGGAGCCAUGGGCUAUAUCCCUGACGACUUUUCAAGUGUUGAGGAGAUGUACCUGUCCCACAGAGAAGAAAUAUCCGGUGAUUUGUGCGAAAUAGUUCCUUUUAUGGCACCUUUGGAAGUGAAUCUGAAGGACAUUUAUGCUGAGGCGGAAAAGUUGGUGCUGAACGAGUCCAAAAAGUAUGUGGUCGAUGCCAUAUUGUCUGACGUUGAUUUCUCGAACUUCAUAUUUGACGAAUCUCCAACUCUUGUGGAUGGUACAUCGAUAGCUUACUUCAACAACGGAAUUCAGAUGCAGCAGCUGCCCGGAUACAUAAGUAUAUGCAACGAGGUAACGGUUAUCGUUUACUUGUUCAACAACUUCUGGAUGGACGAAUUCGAUUUGGAGUCUUUGUACAAGCUGGGUGGAUGUUCUUCGCUUGAGGAAUUGAAGGCCAUGAAGGGAAGGGGGAUGAAGUUUGUGAUUGACGCCUUCCGGGCCUCCGAAGAAACAGUGAUAUUCUGCCUGACCAAGGUUUUUAGAUAG
Encephalitozoon cuniculi GB-M1 is the source of this 1815-nucleotide messenger RNA. RefSeq lists its product as uncharacterized. The record is from RefSeq and is marked provisional. The transcript has a single exon. Bases 1 to 1815 code for a protein of 604 amino acids. NCBI's taxonomy places the organism in Eukaryota, Fungi, Microsporidia, Unikaryonidae.